GGAAUUUGAAUCCUGUUUGAAGGGGGAGAGGGAAAAGAAAAAGCCAGGGGAAUGUCUGAGGGAGUCUGAGGGAACCGGUGGGCAGGAGAGAGACUUUUGACGAAAGGGUGCAGGAAACACUGGUUUAAAAAUACUCCCUCAGUUGCUAGAAAUAGACUUGGACAAUAAAUCCGCAGCCGUAAAGUUUGGUGCGCCUUUUCUGCGCGUUUUGGUGGUAUUGGGAUCAACCAAAACAACAGCGUUUAAGGAGAAAAGCAACAAGACUUUUAAGCAGAGCGGAGAAUAUUUCUUUUUUACACUCUGUCUAGUCAAAAAAAAAAAAAGGGAACAGAAACGAAGGGUUCCGGUUUACUUUGGUCUCAUCUGUGGAUAAUCACACUUUCAGCAUCUAUCGGAGUCAGAAAAACUUUUUCACCGCACAACUUUGGAUGUUUGGAGCUGUUGAGAUGCGGUGAUGGAGUCCGGUGGUGUUCCCAAGAUGACUGCUCUUCUUAUGAAGCACAUUUUCAGAGGUGAUCUCCUUUCAAGAAAAACCAUGAGCGGGUCUAAAUGGUCGUUUUUUAUCGUCACCGUCUUUUUUUCUGCAUGGAGGCCAGUAACCGCCGGCAUACUGACAGAAUUGGAGUUUGAGCGGAGUCCCAGUAAUGUCAUCUCUUCGCUGGGCAAACCUGUUAAGAUGCAUUGCUCCCUGAAGGGUACGGGGGGCGAGGAAGAAGACCCCCCUGAUGUGGUCUGGCUGAGAGACGGUGUGCCACUUCAGUACGCAGACACCAACCAGUUCCAAGUCCACACUGGCAGCAACAGUUGGACAAUCAUGAGCAUGCUCAGUAUUGAAAAGGUCCAGCUACCCGACAUGGGCUCCUAUCAAUGUGCUGUUCUGUCAGAAAGCCACCAGACUAUGUCUGAGGAGGGGAGCAUUCAGCUGGAGGGCCUUCCUCAUUUCUCUGUGGAGCCCCAACACAUGUCUAUAGUGGCCAACAUAUCGCUGAGCCUGAGCUGUGUGGCCCACGGACCUCCAGAGCCAGUCAGGGUCAUCUGGCUGCAGGACGGUGCUCAGCUCAACUCCCUCAAAGACCCGGUGGCUCUGUCACCCUCCACACUCAACCUCACAGGUUUGAACAGGACCAGCACUUUUUCUUGCGAGGCCCAUAACCGCAAAGGUGUGGCCACCUCAGGAUCUGGUACCAUCACUGUUCUCCCAUCCCAGCCUCAGAAUCUGAGAGCUCAAGAGACCACUCCGACCAGUCUCCGUAUAUCAUGGCAGCCUGGUUUUGGAGGCGACUACCCAAUAAUACGUUGCUCUGUUCAGGCCAAACAUUCAGGAGAGUCCUUCACAGAAGGCCCAGAUAGGCUGAUCCACAACCAGAAUGUGAACAUCCCACCAGCCUCGCACCUCAUCGGGGACCUGGAGCCCCACAGCCUCUAUGCUGUCAGGGUGGCCUGUCACAGCAGCCAGGGCCCAUCUGACUGGUCGCCCUGGGUGGAGCUACGCACCAAAGAAGGAGUGCCAGAAAACUCACCUGUGAACGUGAGCGCGGUGCUAAACGGGACUGAGGUGCUGGUGAUGUGGGAGGGACCUCCUGGGAAGCUGAAUGGAGAACUACAAGGCUACGUGGUGGAGUACAGCACACCUGCCGCACAGCAGCAUGUUGUGGACACUGGAUUGGACACCGAGCUCUCAAUUAAUCUGUCUGUCCCCCUGUCCAAUGUGUCUUUUCGAGUGUGUGCCUAUACAGGGGCGGGGCCAGGACCCUGGACCCCCACUCAGACCCUGACACUUAUUGCUCCUGAAAUGGAGGAAUUUAAAGGUCCAUCAUCGCCCCCAGCCUUUUCCUGGCACUGGUGGUAUGUGGUGAUGGCCAUUGCCGGCGCUGUGUCCAUAGCUGUGCUCUUUGCUGUUUAUGUGGCCAAGCUGCGGCGUAAGGAGACGCGCUUUGGAGAGGCGUUUGAACCCAUGAUGGAGAGCGGAGAGCUAGUUGUCAGGUAUCGCGCUCGCCGCACCUACAGCCGCAGGACUACAGAAGCAACAUUGAACAGUCUGGGCAUCAGCGACGAGCUGAAGCAGAAGCUCCAAGACGUGAUGGUGGACAGACAUAAACUAACCCUGGGAAAGACCCUGGGUGAAGGGGAGUUUGGCUCUGUGAUGGAAGGGCUGCUGACUCAGGAGGAGUCUGCUCUCAAAGUUGCUGUCAAGACUAUGAAGAUUGCCAUCUGUACCCGCUCAGAGAUGGAAGAUUUUCUCCGUGAGGCUGCCUGCAUGAAAGAGUUUGACCACCGCAAUGUCAUGAGGCUUCUAGGUGUGUGUCUGCAGACUGUGGAGAGUGAAGGUUACCCCUCCCCGGUGGUCAUUCUGCCUUAUAUGAAACACGGAGACCUGCACAGCUAUCUGCUAUACUCAAGGCUGGGAGACUCUCCUGUGUACCUCCCGUCUCAAAUGCUGGUAAAGUUUAUGACUGAUAUUGCCCGAGGGAUGGAAUACCUCAGCAACAAGAACUUCAUCCACAGAGACCUCGCCGCUCGCAACUGCAUGCUGAAUGAGAACAUGAACGUAUGUGUGGCCGACUUUGGCCUCUCCAAGAAGAUCUACAAUGGAGACUACUACAGGCAGGGGCGAAUCUCAAAGAUGCCCGUCAAAUGGAUCGCUAUUGAAAGCUUGGCUGAUCGCGUCUACACCACCAAAAGUGACGUGUGGUCGUUUGGAGUCACAAUGUGGGAGAUCGCCACGCGGGGCCAGACUCCGUACCCUGGGGUCGAAAACAGUGAGAUUUAUGAUUACUUGAGACAGGGAAACCGUCUCAAACAGCCUCCAGACUGUCUGGACAGCAUAUACGCCCUGAUGUUCUCCUGCUGGCUGCUGAGCCCCAAGGAUCGCCCAUCAUUUGAGGCCCUGCGCUGCGAGCUGGAAAAAGCCCUUGAGGAUCUGCCGGACACCCAGGACCCAGACGAGAUCUUGUACGUCAACAUGGACGAGUCUUCUAUGGAGCUAGGGGCCGUUGGUGGCCGUGACCCCAUUGGGGGGCCGUCCCCUCUCUGCCUGAAGGCCCUGGACUCUGUGACCACAGUGGAGGUCCACCACCCCAACCGCUACGUCCUCUGUCCCCAACACGAGACCAACCGAGCCCUCUCGGACUCCCUGGAGAGCCUGGACAUGCCGGUGUCGUCUUCCACAGCUACGCUGCCUCUACAACCAUCCUGCCACUCCACUCCCAACCCCACACCAGCUCCCACCCCAACUGUUGAGCUGCUGGAGGACAGGGAAGGGUCUAGAAAAAUGCCCUGGCAGUGAUGGCUUCACUUUUGUUUUUUAAAUGGCAAGACUUUUCACUGCCAAAGUGUGCCUCCUUUAUCCCCAGUCCAAGAACGAGAUCCAGCCUCUUGCUACUGACUGCAUAAUAUCUACAUACAUAUUUUGCACAAAUUCUCUCUCUCACACACACACACACACACACACACACACAGCCGAAGGCAUUCCAAGGAAGUGAAGGAUUGGGAUUCUUUGUCAACCCUUCUGAAAUGAGCACGUUUCCAAGCGAGUGUAAAAGUUAUUGUAUGAUUAGCGUAGCAGGAUGAACACUGUUACCAACGAUAGACAGUGGGUGAAGAAGUUUAGCGCACGUUACCCUCAUAUACACUGCAGCACAAUCAGAGAAUCUAAUUCCAAGUCCAUAUAGCAUUAAAUACCAUAACUACCUGUAUACAACAGAUCGAUCCCCUUCACGCGACUAAGCUAAACAAUCUCAGUGAAACCAGCUUAGACACUGCCAGGCUGAAUCUACAACCAAACAAACUCAGGAGCUUGAACUUGCGAGUAAAGGGCUAACGUGGAGGACUCGCACCAGCUGAGAUAGUGCUCCUCUGACGGAGAAACCUCACCCAUCUGAAAUCCCUGCUCCUGUGCAGAAAUAACCAGAGGACAGUUGGGAAAGAACGAGAAAAAUCAGCAGCAGUGCCUCUUUCACUGAAGGUAUCAUCUGAUGAAGACGACUAGCUGCUUUAUGGUUAUACUGAUACAGUUUAUGAAGGACAAUAAGACGAGUUAAAACUAAAAUCGCCAACAAGGAUGGGCUUCUUUUUCUUUUUUUUUCUUUUUUUAGAAUUAAAAGAGACCAAAAUUUGCAGAGAAAAUGAAAUUACACUGCAGGCUUUAGAUAAUUUCACGUGAAGUCGUUUUAAAUGAAGAAAAUCCAUCUUAUUGAUCCAUUGUAUGAUAGCCUAAUGUAGCGCUCUAACAACCCCUGCAUCCUCUCAAGUGGUCGUACUGCUAGUUGUGCAUUAAGCACCAUGAGCCAUUUACAGUUCACACAAGACAUCUCUUUCCUCACUAACAGGUGAGACACCUGUGAAAGUCCUGAACUAAUCUAUACAUCGUUGUCAUAACUCAGGAAACUGGAGACUUGUCAACAGUGACAGAGGUACUGGUCAAAUCAAGAGGGUACAAAUAAUCAGAGGCAGGUGGAUGGACUGAGGGUAGGUACGGACAUGAUGGAGUUACCCGAGGCAAAUAAGCUCCUCACCUUUGCUUUUGGCUCAAGCACAGUGUUAUUACACAUUUUGUAAAAAAAAUAAAAAUAAAUAAUUAUGCUGAUUUUUUUUUCUACAACUUUGCACUAAUGUUUUUUUUUUUUUUUUAUAUCAUUGUAUGUUUGUUUAUAAUUUGUAUAUCUUUUACCCCUUUUCAUUUUGUGUUUUAAUUACUUUCUGGACAGUCAUCCUGCAGACGCCUCUAAUAAGAAUCUGUCCACAUGUAACAACUUGCAUAUUCAUAAAGGCAGAGAACAUAGCCUGUGAAAUCAUUGCAGGGCAUCCAAAUCCAGUCGAUGGAGUGUUUUCCGUAAAUGAGCAAAGAGACUGGGAAACAUGACUAACCUCGUCAUCUGACAUCAUCCUGCCACACUCUUAUUCUGGGAUAUUUUAGUUACUUGAGGUUUAGCACUGUAAAUAGAAGUCUGGUACCAGCAGAAUCCAGGAGGAGACAGAAAGCAAAGCGUGUGUUCAUCCAAACCUCUGCUUCGAGGUCCACUAGCUGCAACUUUGCAUCAUGCAUGCACUUAUUUUUUUAUAUAUAUAUAUAUAUAUAUAUAUAUAUUUGCUUUAGUUCAUCAUUUUGUCUUUAGAAUGGACCAUAUUCCAACACACAUUUUGGGAGAACAUUUGUUGAAAUGAGGCGCUGUGUUUCUCAGAUGUAUGCAUCAAAGGUACUUAUAUAUGAAACAGUAUACAGUUAUCCUUUAUACCUGUAGCAUUACUGAAAUUCCUUGUUAAGAUGAAAUGUACAUUUCUUGCUAUACAUUUGGUACUGUAUGCUCAUUGAGUGAUAGUCCUCCAUUGUUUGUGAACUACAGAAAGUGGUGCUGAGACUGAGGCACUCGUCUAAUUUGGUCUGUACAAAUAUUUUACCAAUUUGAAAGCAGAUAGAUACACCAGCAGUGUGUUACACCAACUAGUGUGUUUGAAACAUUUUGGUCUUUGGACAAAAAGAAAAACUGAUCCUCCGAGGGGAUUCCAGCAAAAACUGAAUCUCCUUCUUUGUGAUUACAGUCAGUUCAGCCUUAAAUCUUUACCUUCAGUGCCUUCAGAGAGCCAGUAUUUUGCAUUACAGUAAAUGUGUGUGUGGAUUGUGAUUCUCCUGAUGUGUUGAAUUGGGAGAAGACUGUACUAUAAUUGCCUUUAUAUUGUCAUGAUUUGUAAACAAAGUUUUAUACAGUACCUGCAGUAUUUUGUAUAAGAAAUAAAUGUGUUCAUCGUGAA
Molecule: messenger RNA, 5748 nt
Organism: Sander lucioperca (pikeperch)
Lineage: Eukaryota; Metazoa; Chordata; Actinopteri; Perciformes; Percidae
Product: tyrosine-protein kinase receptor UFO
Exons: 20
Coding region: 455-3286 (943 amino acids)
Biological process (GO): phagocytosis; platelet activation; cell surface receptor protein tyrosine kinase signaling pathway
Cellular component (GO): signaling receptor complex
Molecular function (GO): transmembrane receptor protein tyrosine kinase activity; protein binding; ATP binding
Source: RefSeq, a predicted model, not a curated record